This is a messenger RNA of Mustela lutreola (European mink), 4732 nucleotides long. RefSeq names its product membrane progestin receptor gamma. NCBI's taxonomy places the organism in Eukaryota, Metazoa, Chordata, Mammalia, Carnivora, Mustelidae. Bases 494 to 1486 code for a protein of 330 amino acids. Gene Ontology annotation, molecular function: signaling receptor activity. The transcript has 8 exons. Gene Ontology annotation, cellular component: membrane. The record is from RefSeq and is a predicted model, not a curated record.
UCCAAGGGGUGGGGGGGCCUAUGCGCCCCUCGCGACUCCACCAGGCACAGCGCUUGGGUGGCAUCUCCGGCAGGCGAAUGGUGGGCGCCGCCCUGGAGGUCACCGAGUCAGGCGUCGGGGGCACGCGGUUGGGUGCUGGCAGGCGCCGGGAGGGGGUGCCCCCUGCCCUCGGCUCCUCCCCCGGGGCCGACGCGCCCCGCCCCGCCCUGCGCGGGAGGGCACCGGGGGCGGGACCCGCGGGGAGGCGCGCCGACCGGCCGGGCCAGGUGCAGCGCCCGCAUGUCUGAGGGCCGCCGCGACCCCGGAGGAGUGUCCCGGUGUCCGGCCGGCCCGUGCCGCGCCCCUGCGCCCCUCGCCGGCCGCCGGCGACCCUCGUAAGCCAGGGAAGCAGCCCUGGCACCAGCUGGCCACACGCACCCCGGGCCAUGUCGGAACUCUGAGCCGGCGACAGGGAGCAACUGUCCACCACUGGCCAUCCCAACCCAGCUCCGAGAUGCUGAGCCUGAAGCUGCCCCGGCUGUUUAGCAUUGACCAGGUGCCCCAGGUGUUCCAUGAGCAGGGUAUCCUCUUCGGCUACCGACACCCACAGAGCUCCGCCACUGCCUGUGUCCUCAGUCUUUUCCAAAUGACCAAUGAGACCCUCAACAUCUGGACGCACUUGCUGCCCUUCUGGUUCUUCGUGUGGAGGUUUGUGACCGCCUUGUAUAUAACAGACAUCCAGAAUGAUAGCUACUCCUGGCCUCUGUUUGUGUACAUGGGCACCAGCUGCGUGUACCCGCUUGUGUCUAGCUGUGCACACACCUUCAGCUCCAUGUCCAAGAACGCCCGGCACAUCUGUUACUUCCUGGACUACGGGGCCGUCAACCUCUUCAGCCUGGGCUCAGCGAUUGCGUACUCAGCCUAUUCCCUCCCGGACGUGAUGGUGUGCACCACCUUCCAUGACUACUACGUGCCCUUGGCCGUGAUGAACACCAUCCUCAGCACCGGCCUCUCCUGCUACUCCAGGUUUCUUGAGAUCCAGAAGCCUGGGCUCUGUAAGAUGCUUCGCAUCCUUGCUUUUGCUUAUCCCUACACCUGGGACUCCCUCCCCAUCUUCUACAGGCUGUUCCUGCUGCCUGGGGAGGGUGUACAGAAUGAAGCCAUCUUGAACCACCAGAAGCACAUGGCCAUGACCCUCCUGGCCUCUUUCUUCUACUCCGCACACCUGCCAGAGCGCCUGGCACCCGGUCGCUUCGACUACAUUGGUCACAGUCACCAGCUGUUCCAUGUGUGUGUGAUCCUGGCCACUCACAUGCAGAUGGAAGCCAUACUUCUGGACAAGACUCUGAGGAAGGAAUGGCUCCUGGCACACACCAGGCCCCUGUCUUUCCCUCAGAUAGCUGGAGCCAUCCUUCUGUGCCUCGUCUUCAGCCUCAGCAACAUAAUUUAUUUCUCAGCUGCUCUGUAUCGGAUUCCCGAGCCAGAAUUACAUAAAAAAGAAACAUGAUUCAGACCGUAACAUGUUCGUGCCAGAUGUCAGCCUUAAGCUAGCCCAUCCUAGCCACCCUAACCCAGCCACAGGGAACCAGUUUCCAGAGGUCAGAAAUAGCCACAGUGGCUGAUGUCUUGGCAUUUUUGAGUGGGUUCUUGUCAGUAAGGUAUUGAACUGGUGACAUUUCUCUAGAUGUGCACUGAUUCUAUAUUAUUUUAAAAGGGGAAGAUGAGUUCAAGUACGUCCUUGUUUGGGCAGAUUCUUAAUAUUUCAUUAAGUUUUAAAUUUAUUUAAAAUGGGUUUUUCAAUCCUAUUUAAACAGUUGGAAGAAGCAUGCGCCCUUGUAGCUUGACUUUUAAACAUUUGAAAGAAGCUUCACGACCCUUGUAGUAUUACCCUUUGCAAAUGGGAACAUACUUCAGUUGAUGAGUUCCACAUAGCAUGGCCUCUCCCAAGAGCUCCAGGGCGGGAGAAUGAGCCAGAAAGAUCAGUGUAAGGAACCUGAGUCAGGAGGUUGGGUCUGUGGGAGUUUUGGGGACAGGGGAAGCACUCCAGAAGGGAGAGACCUGGUUUGGGGAAGGGUCUUCUUCCUUUCCCCACCUAGUGAAGGGAAUGAAUAGAAAAGAGUCCUCUUUUCCACAAGUCCGUUCUACCUUAUGGUGCCAAUUCCCAUGUCAUCAGAACACCCACAUGGCUGGCUGUCCAUUUUCUGUUUUUUAAUGUUUUCAUGUUUCUAGUUUGAUGCUGCACCGUAUUGUGUAGUAGGGGUCAAAUGUGUAGUGUGUGGGAGUUGGCUGACUUAAGUUCUGUUGGCUGGGUUCAUCUGUCACCUUUUAAACCAACGUCAUCACAACAUUUGGGGAUGUUGUACAUUUGAUGUUACUUCAGCUUUCUAAAUACGUUGCAGAUCUUAGAGUUCAUGUGCAGGAGAAGCUAAGACCUCGUUAUUGCGUCUGUCAACUGUAGUGAUUGUCAAACUUUUUGGUGAAUCAGAAACACUUGGUGGGUUUGUGACAUGCAGAUUUCCAGGAGAUUCUGCAUUUAUCGUUUAAAAUGUAGGUCUUUUAGAGGAGAUUUGCCCUAAAUCUGGGUAAGUCCCCAGGUGAUUCUAAUGCAGAAGCGCCCCAGGCCAAACUUGAAGAGAUGCUUUCCUCAUGAAUUCCAGAAGGCAUUGGGCCUAUCAGCUUGCUGUGAUUGACCCAGUUUUCAUUGACCUACUGCCUAAGGAUGUAGCCCCUUGUUUUCUACUCUGCAUGAGACUGAGCAAUUUCUCAUCUUUUGCAUCGAGAGUUAAAUUUUAGUAUUUCAUUGUGUUUUUGGAGAAUACAGAAAUGCUGAUGCAAACCAGUUUUUAACAGAGGCCCAUCAACCCCUGGUCUGCACUUGCUAAUGACUUAAGGGGCUGUCCAUCACAAAGCAGGAUCUUCUUUGCUGACUUAGGAACACCCCCGUAUCUUAGAAUACUCCUCUAUGGUUAACGGGCCCAGAAACUGAAAUGGCCUUGUGAAUAGUUCAUUGUCCAAUCCACUAAGGACAAGUAAAAAUUUAUAUUGGAUGAGAGUGGUCAAGAAAUGUGAUUUCAUUAGUUUUAUUAUCUGUUUACUUCCUCUGGGGAAGGUAGACUGAUAAAAAUAUAUGGGCUGGUAAAUUUUUGGUACAUUAAUUGCCAGCUGCAUGACAAAAUUUAGUUUUUGGCCACAAUCUGACAUUGUUAGCGGAAUUUUACCCCAGCAGGGUCCGUGGGCUCCCUUUUCAUCUUGCUGUGACUGCAAUUUUAUGCUGAGAAGUACAAAGUUUAAAUACCGUAUUCUAGUAAUGCCAAAGACAUGAAGCUUUUUAAUAUAUCUUAUUUAGAGAGAGUAAAAUAAUGUUUUUUGUUUAGCUCAGAAAUAGUUGAAAGACAAUAGGUGAUUCAUUUGAAGGACAUUUAAAUUAUUUAAUUUUGGGUUACAUGGCUUUUUCACCAUACUUCACAACGGAAAAAGAAAUGUUAGAUCCACAAAAUAGGUGCCGUGAUUCAUAAUGAUUUUAGAUGUUUGGUAAACUUAGUCCCAUGGUAUACUUUUGGACAGUGUUACAAGUUACAAUUUGAGAACAGUUUCCAAUAUACUGAUUUGGAAGCUUCUAGAUGUGGGAAGUGGGUUCACAUAUAUUAAUUACCUUUAGGUAUUAAGAGUACUGGGGCUAGGGGGACCUGGGUGGCUCAGUGGGUUAAAACUUCUGCCUUUGGCCCAGGUCAUGAUCCCAGGGUCCUUGGAUUGAGCCCCGCAUUGGGCUCUCUGCUCAACAGGGAGCCUGCUUCCCCCCCACUCUCUGCCUGCCUCUCCGCCUACUUGUGAUCUGUGUCUGUCAAAUAAAUAAAUAAAAUUAAAAAAAAAAAAAAAGUACUGGGGCUAGAGUUUUGCUUAAGCCAUCCCAGAAAGUAAAAAAUUCUGGCAUUGGGUGAGCUGAAGACCUCACUGGGAAGAUGUCUUUUCGUGUAGCGCCUCUCAGUGGUCCUCUUUUUGAGUUUUUUGAGUGUCUCAAUUCGCCCCUGAGACACACCAUACUUCCACUGGUGGUGACUUCUCGCCAUGGUACUGCCUCAAAAGGGGUGACAGACUCCCAGUAGGAUGUCCCUGUUCUUCCUCCCCCUGCUGAGAAACACUACCCCCAAACUUCCCAGACGCCACAGUUGCGAUAAAACCUGAAUGUGUGUGAAUGAGGCCACGUCGUCAGCUUCACCUUUACCUUAAGAGUUUCACCUUCAUCUUAAGGGUUUCACUUUCCGUUGCUCACUUUUUAGAGAGAAGUGAAUUUGUCACUGUGGAUUUGAAUGAGAAGUGGGAGGUUUUAGAAAUCAUUUGAGUACAAAGUGGUCUAAAUAUUUGGUUUUCUGCAUUUUUUCUCAAAGUGCUUAUUGUGGAACCCAGCUCACAUGAGAAGUUCUAGGGAAGGCAAGUUGGAGAACAGGACGGUCACAUGUGUUGGAUAAACCCUUUGUGUGGCUCUAUUGUGUCCCAAAUUUCUCUUGGCCAUGGCCAAACUGUAUGUUUCACUAUAUGAAACACCUAUUAACACUGUAUGAUGAUGCUCUAUAACUAUUAGUCGAAUGCCAGCCUCUGAUUUUCUAGCCAACAAUCCAUCAUGGACAAAAAGGCAAAGACCCAUUUCUAAACUCAGAUGUUCUUCCAACUUACAGCAAUGUCUAGUUUUCUUAAAUUGUGUGGGAGAAAGAAAAUAAAAUUUAUUUGUUAUAAUAAAGUCCUAUUUCCCCCUUGA